Messenger RNA from Gongylonema pulchrum, 411 nucleotides. NCBI's taxonomy places the organism in Eukaryota, Metazoa, Nematoda, Chromadorea, Rhabditida, Gongylonematidae. The record is from the annotation of a GenBank genome assembly.
AUGGAUUUUGAUCGUCAUAUCAGCAAUGCAGUGCGCAAUCAUCUGUUCCAGCGGCCUGGUGGGCCACUCACAGGCAUGGAUCUCCCAGCUUUCAACAUUCAGCGAGCUAGAGACCACGGAGUACCACCUUAUAAUUCUUAUCGUGAAAUGUGUGGAAUGCAUCGGUUAAAAAAUUUCGACGAUUUAAAAGACGUAAUGGAUAAUGGGACAAUUGCUGCAAUGAAAAGUGUCUACGAUCAUGUGGAUGAUAUUGAUUUGUUCCCAGGCAUCAUGUCUGAAAGACCAAUGAAAGGUGCACUGGUGGGACCAAUGCUGGCAUGCAUUAUUGCCGAGCAGUUCCAGAGGCUUAAACGAUGCGACCGCUUCUAUUACGAGAAUGAUAAUAUGGCAGCAAGGUUUACACCAGGUUAG